Molecule: messenger RNA, 377 nt
Organism: Priapulus caudatus
Lineage: Eukaryota; Metazoa; Priapulida; Priapulimorpha; Priapulimorphida; Priapulidae
Exons: 1
Molecular function (GO): protein binding
Source: RefSeq, a predicted model, not a curated record
AUGUACUACCAUGGUGAUGGUAUCAACGUAGAUAUGAAAGAAGCUGUACAGUGGAUUAGUAAGGCCGCUGAGCAAGGAAAUAUUGAUGCACAGUUUAGACUUGCAAUGAUGUAUUACAAAAAAGAAGUCGUGUCUAAAAACGCUAAUGAAUCAAUGAAGUGGCUUUUAAAAGCGGCAAAACAAGGUCAUUCAACUGCUCAAUAUAAUUUAGGUAUUAAUUAUUCUGAAGGUCAAGGCAUAGAACAAGAUAAAAAAGAGGGUAUCAAGUGGUAUACGAAAGCUGCGAAACAGGGUUUUACAGAGGCACAAUAUACUUUAGGGUUGAUGUAUCACGAGGGAACAGAUAUAGCACAAGAUAAAAAAGAAUCUGUUAAGUG